CUCGGGAAGUCUAUGUAAACUAUUUAUCGCUGAGGUCUUAAAAAAAUAAAUAAAUAAAAACAAGCCAACACCCCUCCCCCCUUUGCAGACUAUCCCAUAAAGGUGUACUCUGGGAGGAGAGUCGAGUCCUCGGUGACUCCGUGUCUGUGUCUUGGCAUCAGGAGUGUGCGGCGACCCUGACGAGUAGUGGGGAUCGGGCGCUGCGCUGCGGCACGCUGCUUGACGUGAGCCGACAACCGACACGUCCCCCCUUCUCUUUGCAGGUACAUGUGAAGAUUUCUUGGCAGCUCAGUUGGGAACCAUUGAUCACCUUGCCCUCAUUUCUACCUGUUUCGUGUCAGCAAGAGAGCGUGCCCAAAUGAGCAAGGUAGCACAGCAGAACAGUACUCCUGCAAUAAGUGUUAUUCACACUCAGGCUCAUGCCAGCGGCUUACAGCAGGUGCCUCAGCUGGUGCCUGCCGGCCCCGGGGGAGGAGGCAAAGCCGUGCCUCCCAGCAAGCAAAGCAAGAAGAGUUCGCCCAUGGAUCGAAACAGUGAUGAGUAUCGUCAGCGCAGAGAGAGGAACAACAUGGCUGUGAAAAAGAGCCGGUUGAAAAGCAAGCAGAAGGCGCAGGAUACGCUGCAGAGAGUGAAUCAGCUCAAAGAAGAGAAUGAACGGUUGGAAGCAAAGAUUAAAUUGCUGACUAAGGAAUUGAGCGUACUGAAAGACUUGUUUCUUGAGCACGCACACAACCUCGCAGAUAACGUGCAGCCCGGUGGCACUGACAGUCCGGCAACAACUCCUGAUAACACGGGACAGUAGACCUCGCCUCACCCCUUCCGAGUUCCCAGCUGGUGGCUGGCAUGUUUAGAGGUGUGACCGCCUGCACCACGCGUGUCAGUGGCCCAACGUUGUCUGUUCCAUCAUUCAGAGAUCCAUUGAAGGUUGUUUUCUAGGAUCAGCACUGAGGAGUUGAUUAGCUGAAAAUGUUAGCCAUGUAAUCCGAAUAUCUAGUUUUAAAUGAUACGGAUUUUUUGUGGGGAUAAAACACAUUUUUAAGGUAUAUGGUAAAAAAAAAAAAAAAGUCCUGGACCUUGAUGUUCUUAAAUUUUCACUUCCCGAGAAAUGCUUCUUUUCUAGGUUGAUAAAAGGAAUGGGGAACUGGCAGGUCCCGCAGGAGGUUCUUGGUUUUAUUGGAGAUGGUUAAUUGGACUAAGAUGUUGAAUGCCAUUUGGUUGAUCUAUUUGUGAUUUUUUUUUCUAAAUUAUAUACUAAAAAUCCUUAGGGCUAUAGAAAUCAAUCACUUUGUGAUUUGGAGUGAUUUUAUGUAUAGCAUAACCCUUGUUUUAGCAUAAUUAGUACUGUUUUUCCCAACAAGUACAAGUUUCUGAGCAGCGGUGCCAGGUUAAGUAAGCCCCAUUGUGUUUUAAAGGCAGUAUACAGCCAGUUGGCUUAAAAAUACAAAUAAUUAGGCGGCAAAUAAGCUUUUUAAAAAUAAGAAUAAAGCAUAUUAGAAUUAUGCUUUUGGGAUACCUUUGGGUUAUUGGAUUGGUGUUGUUUUGUUUUCUAACAACAACAAACAGAAGACGACUCUGGUUUAGAGAAACUUGUGUACCAAAAUUUUUGUUUCUGUAGAUGCUAGUCAAGUAAGCAUUUUUAAUUGGUCAUUUUGACAGGCAGGUUAGUGGACAGAAUGUUUACCAGUCGGGACUUAGGUAGUUUCUUCUGUGUCCAAAUAUCUGCAAUGGGGCCAUGAUUUUUAAAGGCAGAAACAUCUUGGUAAGGAUCAUUUGGCAUUUGAUCCUAACUGAGUAAUUAGAAAAAUACAUCAUCAACUCUAGGCUCUCUCCCAAAAUAGUAGUCUAAGGAAACUUGAAAGUGUAAGGUUUAACCUUUAAUUUAUUUCACGUAAAUACGUCUUUUUAUGUUGUUCUUGUAACAUUUCUUUUUCUAGUUAGUGGGCUACUCUAGACUUUUUGUACCAAUGCUUCUGUUUGUUAAUUUGUAUGCUUUUGUGUCCCAUAAAUUAUUUUAGAAAGGAAAUACUGAUAAAACUCAGGAUACUGACAUUUUUGUUGAGACUAAAAAAUGGCAAUUACUAAAGUCGGGAAUCUUUAGUCUGGUUUGUAUCAGUGUUGGUAGUUUUGAUUAUGUUGAUUUUUCGUUUUUCUUUUUUUUUAGCACAAUUCUAGCUCAGAUUUGUUGAUGUGUGUGUGUCAGUGUGUGUGUGUGUGUGUGUGUGUGUGUGUCAAUGUUAGUCUAGGCUGGUGACAAGAGUCUGAGUCACCUCUGGUUAAAACAUUGGUGUUGCCAGGUAUCUCAUUAGAACCUUUUGGACACGUCGUUUCGUGUUAGGACCCGGAACAGUUCAAGCAAGACGUAACUCAAGUCGCACCCUUAGGUUGGACAGUGCUCUCUUGGGCAGGUGGUUAGCACAGUGGCCCAGGACUCAGCAGAGCCCGCACUGAGUCCGCGAGCCUCUUCCGCAUGAGACUAGGACCCAGUGCUGUUCUAGGAGAGCCACUUUCCCCAGUGGCUUCGGUCCCUGGCUAGCCACGGGACAGGAUCGGGGUUUCUGUUAGAUCCAACCCCAGUGUACUUUGGAGUAUCAGUGUACUUACAGAUGGAUAGAUUUUAUUGCCUAGUGAGGAGAUAGCCCGAGAAUCCUACUGAAUCUUUCGUAGCUGACUGAUGUUAUAUAAUUAACCUUAUUAGAGGUGCAGUUAGGCCGCUUGACUCUUGAAGCACCUAGAAAGAUGUUACAUUACAUCCCGUUUACUAAAAUAUGUGUUUCAGAAGUUGAUGUCCCUGUGGAAGAUACGGUUACCAAUUAGAUGGAUUGACUUAACUAUCUUGGAAAAAGAAGCUUUAGGGAGAUCAUCAGGGGUGUGCACUGAUAUUUCAAAUCAGAACAUAACAUUUAAACUCUCGGAAAAAUUGAUGCAAGCUUUCCUCUUACCUAUGCAAACAAGAACUUUAGCACAAACAGUCCUUUUGUGUAGAACAAAAAUGUUAACCACUGUCUUGACUGUCUCACUGAAGUGUUUGGGAAUGAAAGUUUUUAGUUUGAUAAGAUUUAUCAGUAUAAAAUGGAGGGAAACCAAGUAUGGGGAAAGGGUAAGUUUAGAACUUUGGGAAUUGUAAAAUGGCUAGUGUAACUUUUGUUCUGUGGGUUACAUGUGAACCGUUAGGACUGGAUCUGCCUCUGCAGGCAGGGCCGGCGGUGUAGGAACUAGGCUUCCGUGAGCAGUUCUCAUGCAGCCGCGUCUCCCGAGAUGGGCGCGCCGGCGGGUCGGAGCUCUCCUGCUGUCUGGCCCCUUUCAGUUACUGGGAUGUGAGCUUAGAUACUUGGGAUUCUUACUAAGCAGUAGUAAGACGUUAACAGCAUAUGACCAGAUUUUUGAAAUUCGGGUCAUGAGUGUGAAAUUCUGAAAUUUGUGUUUCAAAAAAGUAGUGUGUGCAAUUUAAUAUUUGGUAUUAAAAGGUAUCAGCUUUUGAUGUUUCUUAAUCCUCAUUAGAGGGCUUGAAACUUUGUACCUGAACCACACAGUUAGCACUCAGAGUGCUCUUUGAUGCCUUAGAAGUGGGAAGCAAUUUUUUGUUUGACAGAAGCUAGGGAGGAGAAGUCCAUUCUAUAGCUGUUAGAUCUGCCUCAGGAAAAAGCCCUUCACUCGUUCUUUGGUUCCUGGCUUUCCUCAGUUUGUGAGAUUACUCUAUUUUUUUAAAUAUAAUUUUAUUUCUUCCAAUGAAUUUGAAAUAAAACAAACUUUGGAAUAAUGA
Molecule: messenger RNA, 3760 nt
Organism: Suricata suricatta (meerkat)
Lineage: Eukaryota; Metazoa; Chordata; Mammalia; Carnivora; Herpestidae
Gene: CEBPG
Product: CCAAT enhancer binding protein gamma
Exons: 2
Coding region: 359-802 (147 amino acids)
Biological process (GO): DNA-templated transcription; regulation of transcription by RNA polymerase II
Molecular function (GO): DNA-binding transcription factor activity, RNA polymerase II-specific; RNA polymerase II cis-regulatory region sequence-specific DNA binding
Source: RefSeq, a predicted model, not a curated record